AUGAAUAUUCCUCAUCAACAAUAUUUUGAAGAACAUUUAGAAAAAGAUUAUCAUCUAUUAUCACAAACAUGUACAGAUCGCGAACAAUGUUACAUUUGGCUUUACAAAUUAAUUAAUCAUAUGUUAAUGCCAACAUUGACUCGAUUCGGUCGUUUAGAUACACAAACGAAAGUGAUAGACAUAGAACAAAUCAUUGAACAAAAUGUUAUUUUUCCACAUAUUGUUUCAUUUACUGAUGAAAUUAAUGAAUAUCGUGUGAAUUAUGUGAAAAUGAGCAACUUUAUCCGUAACUUUCUUUUUUUAAUUCGAUAUCAACUCGAUCUAAAAGAAGUUCAAGCAGGUUGUCAAAGACCUUCGACUGAUCGACCUACGACAGUUGCAAAUUUUGCUCGUGAUACCAGUUUAGCAUUACUUUUAAUCAAUACUUCGAAAGAUGCUACAAGUCUUCUUGUCAUCGCCUAUUUACAUACAUUAAACAUUGAGAUGACAUUUAAGAAAUUUGAAUUCUCUGCAGAAAAUACUUCGUUAAUCACUCAAAUUCGACAACAAUCAUUAACUGUAAAAGAUCAAGAAAAAUGGAAAAAAACUAUGAAUCAUAAUGAAAUUGUUCACAGUAUAGGUUCAUUAGAUUACAUAUUCACCUAUUUAUGUAAUGCUGAAGAGAAUGAAAUUAGAAAUGAAAUCGCUUUCGACAAUGUCUUACGUAAUUAUGUAAAACCUGAAUUACGCGAUGCAAAAUGGCCUGAAGAGACAAAUUUUGAUCAAUUUGCUGCGCAAACUCAUGUUUGUCAUUUGAAAUAUAAAGUUAUUGAUUUCUAUACAAAUAUGUUUGGCGGUUAUGGAGGAUUUCCUGGAAAUAAUAAUCCAUUUGCUGGGGGUUUUGGAGAAUUAGCUUCAGAUUGGGCGAUCAAUCAGUUUGUUCCAGGAGGAUUGAAUGGUCCAAUGGGUCGAACGGCUGAUUAUAUGAUUGGAGGAAAUCCAAAUGGAGGUUUUGGAUUUGGUGGAGGGUUUAAUGGUGGAUAUGGAAUGGGCUAUGGAUAUUUUUAA
Molecule: messenger RNA, 1047 nt
Organism: Adineta ricciae
Lineage: Eukaryota; Metazoa; Rotifera; Eurotatoria; Adinetida; Adinetidae
Source: the annotation of a GenBank genome assembly